This is a messenger RNA of Cotesia congregata, 519 nucleotides long. The record is from the annotation of a GenBank genome assembly. Lineage: Eukaryota; Metazoa; Arthropoda; Insecta; Hymenoptera; Braconidae.
AUGGCAUUAACAAAUAUUUCUGGAAUUCCUGAUAAACAUUGGCAACCGCCAUUUGUUUUAAUAGAAACUACCAUGGGUGAAAUUGGUAUUGAAUUAUACUGGAAACAUGCACCAAAUACAUGUAGAAAUUUCGCUGAACUUGUAAGGAGAGGAUAUUAUAAUGGAACUAAGUUUCAUCGAGUUAUUCGAGAUUUCAUGAUUCAAGGAGGUGAUCCUACGGGAACUGGAAAAGGUGGUGUAUCUAUCUAUGGCGAGUGUUUUGAUGACGAGAUUCAUGAUGAUUUAAAACACACAGGUGCUGGAAUACUUUCAAUGGCUAAUUCUGGACCUGAUACUAAUGGAUCACAGUUUUUCAUAACAUUAGCACCAACUCAAUGGUUAGAUGGCAAACAUGCAAUAUUUGGAAGAAUACAUUCUGGGAUGGCGAUAGUCAAGCGAAUAGGUUUAGUCGAGACUGAUAAAAAUGAUCGACCGAUCGACGAUGUCAAAAUUGUUAAAGGCUCUGUAAAAAAUGUGUAA